GGUCGGGUCCUCCCACUAGGGCGCCCCCGGCGGCCAGGGAGAGCUCGGGCCGCGCUGGAGGUCUGGGGAUAAACGUGGAAAGGAAGCGCCGGCACAUGGUGAUUGUCCGCCGCUUGCUGGAGCGAUGAACGAGUUUGGAUUUUACCCGCCGCCAGUGUUCACCCCGCCGGCUCCCUUGCUGCGACCUCCGGUGUUCUCACCACCGCCUGCGCCGUUUUUUCAACAGCAGUGUCCCCCUGCCUGGGACGGGAGGGCGGCGGCUCUAAACCUCGGCCCACCCUGGGGUAUGGUCGCUGGGCACCGCCACACUUCCUGGCUCAACUCCGGCGGCGGCAGCCAGUUUCAGGGUAACCAUGGCCAGUUUUGCCAGAAGUGGCCGAACCAGCAAGCAUCAGCUCACUGGUCCCCAAACACCAAUCAAUAUGACACCAGCACCAAUCAAUAUGACACCAGACAACAACAGCAGAAGAAAAAGAAAAAAAGGGACCCAAUAUUCACACACUUCUGUGAUACUUGUGAUAGAGGAUUCAAAAACGUGGAUAAGUACAACGAGCAUGUGUCACAACAUGUCCAAUGCAAAGUUCAAGGUUGCAGUUUCAAUGCCCAUGAGAAGCUGGUUCAGAUUCAUUGGAGAAAUGCACAUGGGCCAGGAGCACAAAGAAUUAAACUGGAUACUUCAGAAGAAAUUGCCAAAUGGCGUGAGGAGAGAAGGAGGAAUUUUCCAACUUUGGCAAAUAUGACAAGGAAGAGGAAGGCAAGUCAAGAAAAGGAACAACGAGGAGAGAUGUUGCAAACUCAGCAGUUUGGCAAAAUGAAGGGACGUUGGAAAAGGACUUGUAAUGGGAACAAAAGAGAUUUCUGUGGAAGGUUUAAUGACAGGAAUGGGGGCCAUUUCGGUGAAACACACUUUGGUGAGCAGGGAGGCGCAAGUGCAAAGGAGGACACUGGCCGCAUGCAGCCUAAUGAGACUUGCAGUAAGCAACCAGAAAACAAGGAGCCAAAGAAAGGUGGUAAAAGAGAUGUGGACCCUCUCGGCAUGUUGGCACAACAUGACGCAGAGUCUGACAAGGACGAGAGCCGAGCUGGCGAUGAACAAGCAGCAAUCGUCGUUGUGCCAAGCCAGAUAACGUCAGGCCUGAGCGCACUGAUGGGUAAUUACAGCUCAUCAGACAGUGGAAGUGACCAGGAGCCAGAGGAAAUCCCCGUCCGUAUUCCUGUCAAAGCUGUUGAAGAAAACGUUGCACUGGAAUCUGCACCACAAAAUGCAAAUGAGCAGGAAACGAAAAGGUGCAAAAGCAGCAUUGCAGAUUUGGAAUUGGGCGGUCAUUUCAAAUGCAAGGAUAACAGUAGAGGAAGAGUUCGUAACGCACGAGAAAGACGGCCUUGCCGGCAGAAAUUAUCACCUUGGCCAACCCUGCUUGAAAUGUUGUUGGCCAGAGACAUUCGCCAUGAAAGAAAUGUAAUCCUGCAGUGUAUUCGGUACAUUACACAGAACAAAUUCUGGGACCUUGAACCAAAAGUAAAUGGGGCGAGUGUCAGGCCACAGUUGUCAAUAACAUCAAGUGAUGAGGAACCACAUACAAACGGAACUGUAGAAUGUAACAAGACGUCCGGACCUGAGGCCUAUGCACCUGGACAUACUACGAGCCCGAAAGCUGAAAGGAUGGGCCCGGGCCCUUUGCUGUCACCAAGAAGCCCACAAUUGUUGUCCACAGCUGAGCUGCCAGAAGCACCCCUGGUUACAUUGCCUACAGUAGAUGAUGACAUUUGGGAGACCCCGGAAGCCAUCUGUGAAGAAAGAUGAUAAAGAAAUCCUAAACUUGGGAAAAGGGCAAAGACUAUUGGUGAAAAUCUGAGGACUUCCGCAGCAGUUUCUUUGUUUUAUAUGGAGAUUAGAAUUUGUUCAUAAUAAAUUAAACUGCUUAAAAUGUGA
This is a messenger RNA of Amblyraja radiata (thorny skate), 1933 nucleotides long. It is a transcript of the gene nufip1, whose product is annotated as nuclear FMR1 interacting protein 1. Lineage: Eukaryota; Metazoa; Chordata; Chondrichthyes; Rajiformes; Rajidae. Gene Ontology annotation, molecular function: RNA binding. Bases 125 to 1804 code for a protein of 559 amino acids. Gene Ontology annotation, cellular component: nucleus. Gene Ontology annotation, biological process: box C/D snoRNP assembly. The transcript is spliced from 10 exons. The record is from RefSeq and is a predicted model, not a curated record.